Serpula lacrymans var. lacrymans S7.9 is the source of this 1540-nucleotide messenger RNA. RefSeq lists its product as uncharacterized. The transcript has 3 exons. Lineage: Eukaryota; Fungi; Basidiomycota; Agaricomycetes; Boletales; Serpulaceae. The record is from RefSeq and is a predicted model, not a curated record. The coding region runs from base 332 to 1174 and encodes 280 amino acids.
GAGUUGCAGGAAGCACUUGACGCAACGGAGGUUUCGCAGAAGGUAGCUCAACGAACAAUUGCGAAGCGAGCGUGAGCACGCCGAUCACCUAACGCAGGCCCUGCAGGAACGUGAAGACCACGUUGCAAAGCUUGAAUCGGAAAGGCAAUACAGCUCAGAGAGCAUUUCUAGACUGGAGGAGAACAUCAAGAAAUGUAAUACCGAAAUUAAUACGCUGUUGCAACGCGUAGUUCAGCGCGAAGCUCAAGUCGAAGAAAUACGGGAGCAAUUGGCAAAUCAGAAAAGAAGUCACGCCCACCAGUUGGACGAACACAAGCGAGAGCUCGAGGAAAUGAUCAUGCAGGAGAAGGACGCCAGAGAACAAAUGGAGGUGAUGAUUAAGGAGAAGGCCGAGUCGGACGUUUUGCUUGGUACCCUGAAGGAGAGGGUAAAUGCGCUGAAAGACGAAGUCGAAAGAAUGAGAAGGCAGAUCCACGAAUUACAACAGGAAAGCGCGGAUAAGGAAGUGAAGGUCAUGCAAUUGACGAAGCAGAGGUCCCAGGAUAAGGAAGACCUGAAUGGAUUGAAUAUUGCACUUGAUUCAAAGCAACAGGAACUGGAACUGCUCAAAAGGAAGGCGGGGAUGCGUGGCACUGCAGGGAGUACACCAGCACAACCUUCAAAAAUCCAACCUAGAAGCCGUGAAUCAGCACCCUUCUCUACUCCCUCAACAUCGAGGCCCUCAUCCGCAUUGUCAGAUGUUAGUAAAGACGGGCUCAAAGAACGGAAAGUUUCCGAUCCACCUUCGGCAAUUGCGAGGCCUGGCUUAUCAGCUUUGAGCAAAAGUGCCCGUAUGAACGCUGCUUCGGGUUCUAAAGUUGCAGGGAGCAUGGGACCUCCUCCAGCCAAAUUCUCUCGACCAUCUCUAUCAGGCACGCCUACACCGGCUAGUACAAAGCUCCCUUCUUCUCUCUUACGAUCUACCACUGUGCGGUCGGGGCCAUCCACGCCCACAGCAAGCACCAUGCGCAAAACGUCUGGAUCGUCGCUGAAUCAAUCUCAAAAAUUUCAAGCAGGCGUCAGAAGAUUUAGUGCAGCUUCUACACCAAGCGAGCAAGAUGAAAAGGAGAACAUGGAUGAUACACCUGCUGGACCCACUAAAUCCAUGAGGAGGACCAACUUGGUGCCAGCUUAAUUCCCAGAUAAUCCCACCCAGUUCGCUGUGAUUUGCCAGCCUGUAUAGAAUCCGCGUUUAUGGCACAGUCACUCUUCAUUCACGCACAUUAUGGUAAAUAUGGACCCUGCGCUCCCUGCUUUUGACUUCGUUGCACAUUAUUUUUGCUCUUAAAACUGAUAUUAUCAUCUUCGUUUUCGCAGUGUUUUUACUCACUUUGCUGUCGUCCGUUACUCUGCUGUGUUGAUACUGAAGGCUCGUCAUCACCAUCUGGAUACCCCGUCUUACGCACAUGCAUAUCCCUUCAAGCGUCAUAUGCGCUUGCAGCCUUUGUCUUUUGUGACCCGCUGUUAUAUCUUUAAAUCAUUAUGAGCAUUGAUAGGACUG